GGCACUGUUUCAUUUUCUGUACGACCUAUAUAUUACUUGUUAAUUUAAAAAAUGUUGUUUUAGUUUAUAUUUUAAUCAAAAUUAGUUUUCAAACCAAAUAGUACUAAAUUUAUUAUCUUCAAACAUUUUUCAUAAUAUUAUUUUAAUUGAAAUGGUGCACAUCUACAUGUUAACGGUUUUCGCAUGUAUUGCCAUGACUUUAGCGAGUGAAACAAACGCAAAAUGUGACAACAAAAUAAUUCAGUGCAUCAAGGACGUCAACGGUGGAUCUUUCCCUGUCAGUUUUCUCACUUCUCUGCAAGUGUUGUGGAACAGCCAAUACUCGAUCGUUUGGUACUCCAGAGGACUUGUGCAGGAGCAAAACUUAACAUGCAUCACCACGAAAUUCAGCCUCCUGGGCAGCAAGGACACCUACCAUAAUGGCUGCACAAGCACUGAACUGAUCGAUUUCAAAACCAGCUUCAAUAUAUGGGAUCACACCUUCACGAUCAGCGAAUACCAAGGGAUGACGUUGAAAGCGUACGCGAUCUACCAUAAGAAAUACUGCCUGGGACUCUAUGUCUGCAGUCCUGACGGAGUGACGGGCUCUCACAUUACCAUCUACUGCCCAACAUCGCAGCUGGCUAGAGCCAACUCUGAGAUUGAGGAGGCCAAGGCAAAGUUCACUGCUUGCCAUAUCAAUGACGGAACCCCCCUCUGUGACCAGAAGUGUAACUGACGUGUAAACUCGAAAAGAAAUCCAAUAAAAUAAUCUGUGUACAAAAUUAAAUGAUUUAAAACACAAGUUAA
This is a messenger RNA of Homalodisca vitripennis (glassy-winged sharpshooter), 789 nucleotides long. RefSeq lists its product as uncharacterized. Bases 152 to 718 code for a protein of 188 amino acids. The record is from RefSeq and is a predicted model, not a curated record. Lineage: Eukaryota; Metazoa; Arthropoda; Insecta; Hemiptera; Cicadellidae. The transcript has 5 exons.